Dipodomys ordii (Ord's kangaroo rat) is the source of this 1206-nucleotide messenger RNA. RefSeq names its product UNC homeobox (gene Uncx). The transcript has 5 exons. The record is from RefSeq and is a predicted model, not a curated record. NCBI's taxonomy places the organism in Eukaryota, Metazoa, Chordata, Mammalia, Rodentia, Heteromyidae. Gene Ontology annotation, biological process: regulation of DNA-templated transcription. The coding region runs from base 1 to 1206 and encodes 401 amino acids. Gene Ontology annotation, molecular function: sequence-specific double-stranded DNA binding; DNA-binding transcription factor activity, RNA polymerase II-specific.
AUGGGCGCGGAGCUGGGCCGGCCCCCGCCCCCGCCCCCCCUCUCCUCGGCCCUCCCCUCGGGCCGAAUUGAUCGCGGCUCUGUAUUCCAAAGCACGCGCCGUGCUCAUUCCUCGCUCGCGAGCCCCGAGCGGGGUUGGGGGGGCGGCUCGUGCGCCGCGGCCGCCGCCUCGGUGGUCAACCCCACGCCGCUGCUGCCCGCCGCCUGCGGGGUGGCCGGCGACAGCCAGCCCUUCAAGCUCUCAGACUCGGGGGACCCAGAUAAGGAGAGUCCGGGCUGUAAGCGACGGCGCACCCGAACCAACUUCACCGGCUGGCAGUUGGAGGAGCUGGAGAAGGCGUUCAACGAGAGCCACUACCCCGAUGUGUUCAUGCGCGAGGCGCUGGCGCUGCGCCUGGACCUGGUGGAGUCCCGAGUCCAGGUCUGGUUCCAAAACCGCCGGGCCAAGUGGAGGAAGAAGGAGAACACCAAGAAGGGCCCAGGGCGGCCGGCGCACAAUUCGCAUCCGACCACGUGCAGCGGGGAGCCUAUGGACCCCGAGGAGAUCGCGCGCAAGGAACUGGAGAAGAUGGAGAAAAAGAAACGCAAGCACGAGAAGAAGCUGCUCAAGAGCCAGAGCCGUCACCUGCACUCUCCCGGCGGCCUGUCCCUGCACAGCGCACCCAUCCGGGUGGGGUGGAGCGCACCGCGAGACCCGCGAGGAGAAGAGGAGACCAGGAGACCGGAUCGUGCGGAGGCCGCGCAGGGCAGCGACCCCAGGAGAGGGUCAGGCGCCGGGCGAGCCCCUCGAGGAGGUGCGAGUGGGGCCCAGGAGGUGUCGUUGGGCACCGGCACCGAGCUGCGGUCCGUGCCCCCCAUGAGCAAUAACGACUGGGCGUUGGGGGCGGCGGAGGGCGCCAAGGCAUCGGUGCCACUCGGGCGUGGAGCAAUCAGUGUCCCCCGGGCGCGGGCCGCGAGCCCCACGGAGAACGCGUCCCUCCAGCCCUUCGCUGUGCCCCGCGGACAGCUGCCUGCGGGCCGCCCUCGCGAGUCUCCGGCCCGGCCCGCCUGCCUGCUGGCUCGGGGUCCAGCUGACGUCGCGACCCCCCAUCGUCCCCGCCGCGGCGUGGAGAUCGCUGCGGAUCUGGACCCCGACCCCGGUGUGUGCUUCCAGCGGGGAAUCACCACCGCCUGCGGGACCACAGUUUCCCUGCGCCGAGGAAACUGA